Molecule: messenger RNA, 264 nt
Organism: Striga hermonthica
Lineage: Eukaryota; Viridiplantae; Streptophyta; Magnoliopsida; Lamiales; Orobanchaceae
Source: the annotation of a GenBank genome assembly
AUGGCCAGCAAUCCGUCGCAGCUCCUCCCAUCAGAGCUGAUCGAUCGGUGCAUCGGUUCGAAAAUAUGGGUGAUCAUGAAAGGAGACAAGGAGCUCGUGGGCACUCUUAGGGGCUUCGAUGUUUACGUCAACAUGGUGCUGGAGGACGUCACUGAAUAUGAAAUUACUUCGGAAGGCCGACGUAUUACAAAACUUGAUCAGAUUCUUCUCAAUGGGAACAACAUUGCGAUUUUGGUUCCCGGAGGUUCCCCAGACGCCGAAUGA